This is a messenger RNA of Wallemia mellicola CBS 633.66, 1932 nucleotides long. RefSeq lists its product as hypothetical. Gene Ontology annotation, molecular function: metallopeptidase activity; epoxide hydrolase activity; zinc ion binding. Gene Ontology annotation, biological process: proteolysis. Lineage: Eukaryota; Fungi; Basidiomycota; Wallemiomycetes; Wallemiales; Wallemiaceae. The record is from RefSeq and is a predicted model, not a curated record. The transcript is spliced from 5 exons. Bases 1 to 1932 code for a protein of 643 amino acids. Gene Ontology annotation, cellular component: cytosol.
AUGAAAUCUCACGUUCCACCAAAAACGACACCUGAUGAAGCUACCCAGAGCAACUACGAGGAUAUAUCAUCUACACAUCUCUCAUUAGAUUGGCAUAUCAACUGGAAAUCUUCCAAGAUUAUCGGUAGCGUCACUCAUGCACUCAUCUCUCACAAAGAUGUCGUCAAAGAGCUACAUUUAGACGCUAGCUACUUGGAGAUACAUCGAGUACAUAUUAACGAUAAGAAAUUGUCUUACAAGCUGCACGAUAGACAUCCCGUCAUGGGUAACAAGCUGGUGAUCAGCUUACCAACGACACUCAAGAAAGAUGACACCGUUAGCCUCACGGUGGAAUACUCUACUACCACCUCCUGUACCGCUCUAGCCUGGCUCGACAAAGCCCAAACCACUGGAGGUGAUUUCCCUUAUGUCUACAGUCAAUGCGAAGCUAUUCACGCGAGGUCGCUGGUACCUUGCCAGGACACCCCUGCGAGAAAGUUUACUUACGAUGCAAAAGUCAGAAGCACCCUCCCAGCUCUUAUGUCGGCCUUACGCGUGUCUCCACCAAAAGACACACCCCUUGAGGACGUUGUAGGAAAGGAAACAGUAUACGAAUACAAUCAACCAAUCCCUAUGCCUUCAUACUUACUCGCAAUUGCAUCUGGUAAGCUCAUCUUCAAGCCUUUCGAAGUGCCAACUGGCGUCAAGUGGAAUGCCGGUGUCUGGACAGAGCCAGAACUCAUGGAUGCCUCCUUUUGGGAGUUCAAGGAGGACACAAGCAGGUAUGUUCACCAAGCGGAGCAACUCGCAGGUAUCGACUACGAGUGGACGACGUAUGAUAUUCUCAUUCAACCAAAGAGUGCACCAUUUGGUGGAAUGGAAAACAUCUGUCUCACAUUUGCAACUCCUACACUACUCGCCGGUGAUAGAAGUCUCACAGACGUCAUCGCACACGAAAUCUCCCACUCGUGGUUUGGAAAUCUGAUUACAUGCGCUAAUUGGAACAGUUUCUGGACUAAUGAAGGAUUCACUACCUACAUGGAGAGACUCAUCCUUCAAUUCCUCCACGGUAAGGCUGACCGUGACUUUUCUUACAUCAUUGGCAGGAAAGCUCUUCAGGAAAGCCUGGAGGAAAUGAGUAGUGAACCUAGAUACCAAAAGCUCGUAAUUCCAUACCAUGUGGGCGAAGAUCCUGAUGAAGGCUUCUCGAGUGUGCCUUACGACAAAGGAGCUAAUUUCCUUUACUAUUUGGAGAAGACUGUCGGAGGUUUGGACGUGUUCUUGCCAUUUGUGAAAAGCUACGUGAAGGAGUUCCGCGGGAAGAGUAUUGCAACAGCAGAUUUCCACAACCACCUUUUCAACUUCUUCGCUGAUAAUCAAAACGCCCUAGAUGCACUCAAGAAGGUAGACUUCGAUGCAUGGUACAAUGGCUCUGGAUUGUCUCUUCCUGUCGAACUUGACUACGACACUUCACUCGCGGACGUCGCCUACUCCUUGGCUGAAAAAUGGAACAAUCAACGUGAUUCUGAGGUAGAUCACCUCAAAGAGGUCUUCAGUGAGGGUGAUAUCCACUCAUUUAAUUCCAACCAGAAAGUCGUUUUCCUCGAGAAACUACAAUCAUAUCCAACAUUCAAAAAGACCAUCCCUGAGGCACUUGCUACGGUUUAUGGAUUUGAUAAAGCCCAGAAUGCUGAAAUACGCUUCAGAUUCUACAUGCUUGCACUCACAACGGGUAGCACCUACGUGCAUCCAGCUGCAGAGUGGGUAUCUAGACAGGGAAGGAUGAAAUUCUGUCGUCCCCUCUUCAGAUCACUCAAUAAAGUCGAUAGCGAUACAGCUAAGAAGACCUUCUUAGAUAACCAAUCUUUCUACCAUCCAAUCGCCGCUAAACAGAUACGUAGGGAUUUGAAACUAGAUGAGGCUGUACCAGCUUCUACUUGCUCUAUUGUCUAG